UCUGUGCCGCGACAAUGUAAGGUUUAGAGAGAAAACUUGUGUACCAACACCAGUAGCCUCCCUUUACCCUUUCCACUAGAGGGCACUGCUUGAUAGCGUGCACAGCAACGGGACCUCGAACUUGUCAAGAGUAGUGUUUCCACCAAAAAGGACCUGUCAAACAGAUAAAACAACUGGAAUUUAAUGGAGGAGCAGUUAUAACAAUGGUUUCACCAAUUGUCUGUGCCUGUGUAUUCGCAACUAUUCAUGUUGUUGGUGGCAGUUUAUCCGACUCUCUGAGCUACUAUGAAGUGAUUGACCACAUCAACAUUUUCUCAAGGUCCAGACGAAGUGUUGAUGAUGUGGAAGAGGGUUUAACAAGAGAAUUUAUCUUCCAUGCUUUCAACAGAACGUUCACAUGUCACCUUCGUCCCCGUACUGAGAUAUUUUCUCCCGGGUUUAAGAUCACCGUUAUACAUGGAGACAAUAGCAAGGAAACUGUUGGUCUUCAAGAAGGGAACUUCUAUACCGGAAACGUUGUUGGUGUGGAAGAUUCCGAAGUGCAUGGCUACUUUGAAGGAGAAAUGUUCACAGGGACUGUGUUCAUAGAGGGACAGCUGUUUGUCAUAGAGCCCCUAUGGCGUCAUGUUGAUGAUGCAAUCAAACUGAACUACAAGGGCAGGAUGGUUGUGUACAGAGGCUCUGACAUUAGACUCGACUUCAACCAACAUAAGGCAGGGAAAAGUGGGACAUUUUGUGGGUCGGUCCAUGCAGAGGAUGAGGUUGACUCUGGGGAUGCUCAGGAACCACCUACAUCACAUAAAGGAUUUGCUGCCCGUAGUAAGAGAUCCACUCCAAGCUGGAACACUUGUCGGCUGGUAGCUGUUGCGGACUACAGGUUCUACCAGACCAUGGGGGGCCGAGACAUUUAUACCACAGCAUCUUACAUGGCUGGUGUGAUAGAGAGAGUAGACGCUCUAUACAAGAGAACAGUGUGGAACAGUGCUGGGCUCACAGGCCUUGGAUUUGAGAUUGCUUUGAUGCAGAUCCAUGUGAGCCCCACUACUGUGGUCGGUGAUGCUGUGCACUACAACAUGGCCGGGUCGAGUUGGGACACACUCCAGCUACUCCGGGUCUUCGGCCGAGACCUGGACUUCAAGGAUUAUUGUUUGGCCCACUUGUUCACACACCAGUCAUUUGCCAACAACGUACUCGGACUUGCUUACAUUGCCUCACCCAAAACAGGCAGUGUUGGAGGAAUCUGCUCCGGAGUUCGCUCAAUCGAUGGUGUUCCCACAAGCCUGAAUACAGCACUCAGCAGUACCAAGAACCAGAAAGGGAAUGUUGUUCUGGCUCAAAUGGCAGACCUUGUCACGGCUCACGAACUUGGACACAACUGGGGCAGUGAGCAUGAUGGAAGCGAAUGUUCUCCAUCCUCCAUAAUAGGUGAUGGCAAGUACCUCAUGUACCAAUACUCCGUCAGCGGGGUCGACCCCAACAAUUAUCAAUUUUCGCCAUGCAGCAAGGUUCUGAUCAACAGUGUUCUGCAGUCAAAAGGCAUUGCUUGUUUCAAAGAGAGGACAACCCAACUGUCAUGUGGUAACGGUCUUGUCGAGAGUGAACUCGGGGAGCAGUGUGAUGCUGGAUACCUUGGGAGGUUUGGCCUUGACCCCUGCUGCAGUUCCACGUGCCAGUUUUUGGGAAGUGCAGUGUGCAGCCCUGUGAACCAUGAAUGCUGUGUCAACUGUCAAAUGGCUAGCUUAGGCCACGUCUGUGUGGCCGACACCAAUGUCACCUGUCUGGAUGCCAGCUACUGUGCUGGCAAUAGCUUUGACUGUCCUGCAGCAGAAAAGAAGCCAGACGAUACUCCCUGUCUUGAUGAAGGGAUGUGUAGAGACGGACAAUGCCUGCCAUUUUGUGAGGGAAGGGGACUCAUCUCCUGCAUCUGUGAUGGAGUGGAUACAUCCUGCUACAGAUGUUGUCGUGUGAAUGCUUCAUCUCUGUGUGAACGCUUUGACCCUGCCUCUCUGCUGCCAGAUGGGCGGCCCUGUGUACAGGGCUACUGCACCCAGGGGACAUGUAAACGCACAGUGCAGAAUACUAUUGAGAGAUUGUUCUCCAUCAUUGAAAACCUGUCUAUCAAUGAAAUCAUAAUAUUUUUUCGGGACAACUUGAUUGGUGCAGUGUUGAUCUCCAGUCUUCUGGUAUGGGUUCCCGUCUGUAUUGGCAUCCGUAUCAGGGAUUACCGGCACAAGAAAAGAUUUGUAGAUGAUAUGUACAGAGAAAUCAAGAAGGAUCGUGUGCUGCUGUAUGAUCAAGAUGGACGGAAAAAAACAAGGCCCAUUCUGAAAGACGGUAAAUCCGAUCUGCGUGAGCUUAAAGACUCCAACCGAAGAUUCUAAUGUCAGCACUUCACCUCAAGAUCGGCCUGAAAUUAUAUGUACUCUGUUGCAAUACAAUCUGUAUCUGGGUAGUAAGGUCACGAAAUGAUUCAUGAAAACAACAAAUGUCAUGUAAACAAGAUGACUACAUCAAUAAAGAACAUCUGGAAAAUAGGCCAAAACAUGUUUUGUAAAAUGGAGACCUGUACAAUAAUAGUAAAGUAAGGACUUACGCAUAUUCUAGUGUUGGGGGUACUGAGGUAUUUGAGGUAUUUCCUCUAGAGUUUGAAUCUAGGAACUCUUUUGGAUUUGGAAUUUGUUGCUUCAUUUUGAAAACUCCCUUUUGUAAGAAUAUUUUGUCACAAUCAGUCAAUUGUCCUCAUGCUAAUUAUGCUGAUAUUGUAUAAUUUCAAUGCAGAGUAUUGAGAUGAACCUCAUUCUCCAUGAGUCGGUACUCCCCAAAUCAGGAUUGGAGUGAAUGUCGUGGGAAUCGUACAGAUUGUAUUGCAAAUAAGCCUGUCCACAGUCUGAAACAGGGCACUUUCGACAGGUCUGGAAACUCUCAUGUACAUUUUUUCAUUCAUUUUUUUAUGUAUUGUGCACUCAACCAUGACCAUUGUUGACAGUAAGGAUAAGAUUUAUUGAUGAACAACUUCUUUAUUACAAUUUGGAGCAUUGUUUCGGUGUAGAUUCUAACACCGUUAUCAAGCAAGUGGUCCUUACUUAGUACUCCAACUUCUGAAUGCCUCUCAAAGAAGUCAUUUAUGGCAUUGUUACUAACAUUAUAGUACCAGUAUAUGUCUCAUGUUACAUGAAUUGUUUUGAUAAUUUGAUAUUUAUUUAUUUAUAGUUUAAUGCUGGUUCUUCAAACUGACCACAUUACACAGCCUUGAUGCUUUUACAUUCAGCUUCAUUUCAAUGUACCUUCUGAGCCCUGGUGGCAUGGUGCCCUGUUUGACAGAUUUCAGUGUUGUCUGAUAUUCUUUUUAUCCCCCCGGCAUAUAAUGCGGGGAGAUAUAGCGAUCAGCCAGUCUGUCUGUCCGUCCGUAAUCAUUUCCUUUUCCGGGGCAGAAUUCCAAAACCAUUCAGUGUAUUUGAUCGAAACU
This is a messenger RNA of Haliotis rufescens (red abalone), 3466 nucleotides long. RefSeq names its product ADAM 17-like protease. Gene Ontology annotation, cellular component: plasma membrane. The transcript has 23 exons. Lineage: Eukaryota; Metazoa; Mollusca; Gastropoda; Lepetellida; Haliotidae. Gene Ontology annotation, molecular function: metalloendopeptidase activity. The coding region runs from base 204 to 2381 and encodes 725 amino acids. Gene Ontology annotation, biological process: membrane protein ectodomain proteolysis; Notch signaling pathway. The record is from RefSeq and is a predicted model, not a curated record.